Raphanus sativus (radish) is the source of this 630-nucleotide messenger RNA. RefSeq names its product outer envelope protein 61-like. Lineage: Eukaryota; Viridiplantae; Streptophyta; Magnoliopsida; Brassicales; Brassicaceae. The transcript is spliced from 2 exons. The record is from RefSeq and is a predicted model, not a curated record. Bases 139 to 504 code for a protein of 121 amino acids.
UUUUAUUUAUCUUCUUUUUGAUUGUUCAUGUGAUUGUGAUAUGAUGACAUUGGCUUAUUAUAUUUUUCCUAUUUAGGACUCAUACAUGUGACUGUACAUGUUCAUAUCUUGUAGUUUCUCUGUGUGUUAUUUUUUUAGAUGUUCACGUCUAUGAUUAAGAACAUGAACCCGGAGAUGAUGGCUAGCAUGAGCGAACAGUUCGGAAUGAAGCUGUCUCAAGAAGAUGCGGCAAAAGCUCAAGAAGCCAUGGCUUCUCUUUCACCCGAAGCUUUGGAGAAAAUGAUGCGAUGGGAGGACCGGGCUCAAACCGGGAUAGAGAAAGCGAAGAAAGCAAAGAAGUGGUUGCUAGGGAAAGGCGGGUUGAUCUUUGCAGUAUGUAUGCUCAUUUUAGCUAUGAUCCUUCAUCGUCUAGGCUAUAUAUUGGAAGGUAAAAGGAAACAACAAAGGUCUCUUCACACUUAUGUCAAGAGUCGGAGAGAUCAGUCUUUGUUUGUAGAACUGUAACAUCGACUCACUUACCAACGUUUUUUUUUUCUUCUUUUUUAACCUCUUUUUUUUUUGUCUAAUCUUCCACCUUCUGUAGUGUUUUUAAAGCUUUCCAAAUGUUAAAAGGAAAACGUUAUUUUCCUC